AUGGUUGCCAUCAACAAGAUUUUCUGUGCGUCCCUGCUCGUUGCCGGUCCAGCCUUUGCAGCUGCCUUGCCUGAAGCCCAGGCCCAGGCCGAUCUCUCCAAGUACAAGGACAAGCUCGAGAAAUUGAAGGAGAAAUUCAAGGGAGGUAAAGAUGAAGAUUGUGAGAGCUCUAUCGAGACCUCGACCACGUCUGACUGCGACACUGCCACGAAGACCACCGAGAUCAUCACCUCCACCUCGUCCUCCGACUGUGACACAGCAACCAAGACGACUGAGUCCCUCAAGCUCAAGAAGGUGCCUCACUUUGGCGGUCUCACCCCAUCCUUGCUGCUUGGCUAUGCCCCAAGUCUCACCCUCUGGGGAGGUGCCGCUGUUGCUGCCAUCUUCACCUUCACCGAGCACUGGCCAUUGUUCCAGGACACUUUCUACAAGAAGCUUCCAAUUAUGGGUAAGCUCUGGAUCAAGGAUGUCGAUCCCCAAGACUUGCCACAGUGA
Molecule: messenger RNA, 495 nt
Organism: Ogataea haglerorum
Lineage: Eukaryota; Fungi; Ascomycota; Pichiomycetes; Pichiales; Pichiaceae
Exons: 2
Coding region: 1-495 (164 amino acids)
Biological process (GO): mitochondrial electron transport, ubiquinol to cytochrome c
Source: RefSeq, a predicted model, not a curated record